AGCAAAGAGGCCAAACCCCCCAAAUAUCAACCCCGCACUGGCCUUCAGCGGCAAACGACCUGGUCCGGGAGCAGCUUAAGAGAGAACCUGCAAUUCUCGUCACUCGCGAAGAGCGGCAGCCUGAAUUUUCCCAAGCAGGAUAUGCCAGCGAGCACAUUCCUGGGGAAAAUGUUGGGCAGCCCCAAAACCGAAAGCAAUAAUAUGCUUCCUCCCUGGUUGCGCGUCGCGCGGGACGGGCCUGGAAGCUCGGAGGGCAGCAGUCUUUCGGACAUCAGCACUUUCUUGACGGACGAGAGCGACAGGUUAACGCUGAGCAGCGUGGAGACCGGACAACAAGAGGGAGCGACUCCGGGGUCAAGCCAGGCUGCUGAAAACCGUCGCCUGGGGAGCACCCCUCGGCGGAGUCUAACCGCCAAACUGCAGCAGUUUCUGUCCCCCAUCAAACGACCUUCCAUGAAGCACGGUUCCAGCGGGGAGGUCUCCCAUGGGCGCGGCGGAUCUGAGCACCGAGAACACCCCUCUCGCCAGAGUCCGCUGGAGGGACACUUGCUGCUUCCCCCGGAGCGUCCAAGAUCCACAGCCUCGGAGAGUUCGGCCUCUCUGGGUAGCGAGUACGAUCUCUCGGAUACGUCCGUGUGUAGUUACAAUCUCCGGAAAUCCAGCGAUCGGUUGUCGGAGCCUCCGGCAGUUGAGGUGUUCCUUUCCAGCUGCUCGCGAUGCGAGGCUUGCAGCUCGCUGGUGUACGACGAAGAGGUGAUGGCUGGGUGGAGUUCGGACGACUCCAACCUGAACACCACUUGCCCCUUCUGCGGGCGUCUCUUCGUGCCCUUCCUCAGCAUCGAGAUCCAAGAUUUCCAAACGGUUUCUCUCAGGGUCCCGCCGCCCGGGUGGAACAGCUGGCUUUCGCCUACCUCAGCCCCCUGGUCCUGCGUAAAGAGCUGGAGACCCUCCUGGAGAACGAGGGAGCCGUCUUCCUAUCUCAGCCCGAGUUGGUGGACAAUCAUCCGAUCAUCUACUGGAACCUGGUCUGGUAUUUCCAGCGGUUGGGCCUCUGCAGCGGCUUGCCCCAGCUGCUCCUGGCUUCCAAGCACGUCCAGGCGCCCUCCCAGGCGCCGACUCCGGAGGGCCCUUUCGUCAACGUACGCUUACUCUGGGACGUGCUGAGUUCCGAUCCCGACACCUUCCCCCCUCUCUACAUUCUCUGGAGGCUGCAUGGCCAGAUUCCCACGCGGCUGCAAAAUUGGCGCAAGCAUAACCACCCAUUCUCUCUGUCCUUCCUGGACGCGGUCAUUAAUUAUCUCGGCCUGGGGGAGGUCCACAAAGCCAUCGUCCUCUUCGUCGAAAAGGUGGCAGGCUAUGCCAACUCCGGGCUGUUGCAGAGGAGCGUGUAUCGUGAAUUUCUCUUCCUGAAAAUAGCCGCGUUGGGCAGGGAGCAUGUGGACAUUGCCGAAUUUGACAAGAAGUACAAGUCGGCCUUUUCGAAGCUGGCUAGCAACAUGGGGAAGGAGCCUCUCCGAAAACAGAGGGCGCAGCCCCUCACCACCAAGGCUAUCGAUUGCCGGAAGAGUUUCGGUGCCAACCUGGAAUGCUAGCGGGAGGGGGGAGCCCAGCUGCCCCCCCUCCCCACCAACCCACUCAUCUCUGCUGCUGCUGUUGCCUGGGUCAAAAAGAAAAAACUAGCCAAGGAUGAAACUGGAGCUGAUAACCAAAUUUGGGGAGGGGGCACAGACGAGGUCCUUAGGCUGUUUCCAGCAACCCUGGGCCCUUUGGGGUGGGGGGGGUGCAGGCGGGGAGCGGUCCCAGGACGGAGACCCCAUCCUUUCGACC
Molecule: messenger RNA, 1827 nt
Organism: Thamnophis sirtalis
Lineage: Eukaryota; Metazoa; Chordata; Lepidosauria; Squamata; Natricidae
Source: RefSeq, a predicted model, not a curated record